AUGAAACGAGACAAGAACAAAACGGACGGCGACACGGACUCCACGGACUCCACCCCCGACGACACAACCGCCACGGACGACAUGACGGACGACGUACACGACCUGUACGCCACUGACGCCACCUCCCCACAGGUGGAUGGUGAUGUCGAUCAGAGCGACGUCAAGACGCCUGGAGACACAGUGACGCAGGAGAGAGACACAGACGCGGGCUCAGACACGGAGACGGAGUCCGACAACGACGCGGAGCCGCUGUUAUCGCCCUCACAACCCCACAACGUGCACAAGUACAGAGGCGUGCUGCACUGCGGAGUGUGUAGUAAGGUGGUGAAGCAUGGCGUCCAGGUACGACCUCUACCGUGCAAGGACCACGUAAUACACACUGAGUGUGUAACGGGAAACAACCAGCUGCCCUCCAAGUGCAUGUCUCAGAAAUGCUCGCCGUCUUCAAACACGUCUACAUCUUCUGAUGCCUCGCCCAAUAUGGCUCUGCCCAAGGUAAUUCUCACCGUCCAGGACUUUGAACGAGACUAUCCCGUCACACAUUUUCUGCCCACAGAAAGCGAAGUCACCUACUGCCUGGUGUGCCAGGGCAUCGUCAACCCGCCCACACAGGUGCGGACCAUGCCCUGUGGCCAUAAAGCACAUGCCAGUUGCAUCCCAGCUCCACUGGCCGUACCCGAUAAGUGCAGGUUCUGCCGACGAGAUAACCAUUAUAGAAGGGAACAGGAGCUGCUGGACGGAUAUGACCCGGCGCUAUACGCCAACCAAAACCUGCCUGUUUAUCCUGGCAGAUCAGACGAGGGAGAAGAUGAUGACUCGCCUCCUCCUGCUCACUCCCCGCCGCCCCCUGGAGCAGAACUGGGGCUACCGACGUACGAGGAGGCCACCGAGUGGACAGAAGAGACAAAAUGA
Molecule: messenger RNA, 912 nt
Organism: Yarrowia lipolytica CLIB122
Lineage: Eukaryota; Fungi; Ascomycota; Dipodascomycetes; Dipodascales
Source: RefSeq, a predicted model, not a curated record